Molecule: messenger RNA, 3833 nt
Organism: Stegastes partitus (bicolor damselfish)
Lineage: Eukaryota; Metazoa; Chordata; Actinopteri; Pomacentridae
Gene: tox2
Product: TOX high mobility group box family member 2
Exons: 10
Coding region: 656-2494 (612 amino acids)
Biological process (GO): regulation of transcription by RNA polymerase II
Cellular component (GO): nucleus
Molecular function (GO): chromatin DNA binding
Source: RefSeq, a predicted model, not a curated record
UAAUAAUCUUUAGACGUGACGAACAAAAUUAAAGGUACAAGAAGCUGAAAUGAGCCUCAUCUGAAGGUUGGCUGGGUAUAGCUUUGUAGAUGGGAUGAGGAGCUCGUGUUAGAGUUGUUGCUCUGUUGCUUCAAGGGGAGCCAGCUGAGGUGAUCCAGUAAAUCUGGAGGGGUGCAUUUUUGACUUUUCACAGUAUAUUCAGACCAAAUCUGUCCCUGUUGUUCUCAAUAUUUCCACGUGACCAUGUGCAGACAAAUAUUAAAUAUUACUGUAGGGGGUGCAGGGGUGCUUUUUUCGGCACAACACCGGAAGGAGGAUAGUUGUGGUCACGUGACAUCAGCUCCGGGCGUUUGUUAGAAGUCUGAAUAGUUUAACUUUGUUGUCAGAGCGGUGACAGAUAAAGUCUAUCUCUUACUGCUUUCUGAAGACCCCCGACGGUUUGGUCGGAGUUGUCAUGUGGAGGGACAUCGCCGGAGGAUCUGUCAGGAGCUUGGGAGCGCGCUGAUCUAUUCCGGAUGUGCCGGCUUCUCUGGACACUCGCCUGCUUCGGACAUCAGCGCUGGAGCGAGAAAAAGUUGACGAGGGAGUAAUACGUUUUGGUCUUCCCUGAGAAGAGCCUCCUUGGUUGUAGCUACGAUCGGAUGAGGAGAAUCUGAUGCGGCUGGAGGACGGAGAGAGGAGUUCUGGUUGGAGUCGUUUCUUAGUGACGAGCGACGCGUUGAUGGCGUUUCUGGAGCGACAUCGAUCCCCUCGUCUCCGGGGCCUCGACGUGGAUCAGGUUGAUCGGCGUGGAGAAAAUCUGGAGCCGGGUUGGAUGUUCCCUCACAGAGGGCUGAUGGAUGAGCGGUCUGUGAGCAGAUACGGUGCUGCAGAUCGAGGUGUGAGGCUCUACAGUUCCCUGCCCAUGCGCCCAAACCCUGACGGCAAGAGACUGCCCUCUACUGGGUUUGAUGGUGACAACAUGUACAUGAAUGAAAACAACCAUGAGUUCCUCCCGCCAAACCAGAGCUACACAGGUCAGACAGGCGGUGGUGGUGGAGGAGGAGGCGGAGGCGGCGGCUCCUCCAGUGGAAACGGAGCCGGGGACGAGGACUACGAGAUCCCCCCCAUCACUCCGCCGAACCACCCCGAGCCUCCUCUUCUUCACCUGAUGGAGCACGACUCUACAGGCUACCUCUGUCACUCGCUGCCACACAAUGGGCUCAUCAACCCGUACUCCUACCCAGAGCUGCCCACACUCAUGAUGUCGAACAUGCUGGCACAGGACAGCCACCUUGUUUCCAGCCAAAUGCCCUCGAUGCAGGAGAUGGCUUUGCACCACCACCAACAGCAACACCAUCACCAGCACCCUGACGGCGCUCAUUAUGACCCCGCCGCCCGUAACCACCCCCUGAUAAACAGCUCACCUCCGAUACUGCCCAACCCCAUGAGUGCACUGUCCCAGCUAAACCCUCAGGUCAGCCGGAGUGCACUGCCUCAUGGCUCCCCCUCACCUCCCGGAAGUAAAUCCGCCACACCCUCCCCUUCAAGCUCCAAUCAGGAAGAGGAGACUGAUCCUCAUGCGAAGAUGGUCUUCCAGAUCACGGGUGAGAAGCGGCCGUCUUCGGAGAUGAUGAAGCCCAAGCCCAAACCCCAAAAAAAGAAGAAGAAGAAGGAUCCGAACGAGCCUACAAAGCCAGUGUCGGCCUACGCCUUGUUCUUCAGAGACACCCAGGCAGCCAUUAAAGGACAAAAUCCCAACGCCACUUUUGGAGACGUAUCCAAAAUAGUAGCCUCCAUGUGGGACGGAUUGGGAGAGGAGCAGAAACAGAGCUACAAGAGGAAAACAGAGGCUGCUAAGAAGGAGUACCUGAAAGCCCUGGCCGCCUACAGAGCCAGUCUGGUUUCCAAGACAUAUAAUGACCCUGUGGAGACAAAAAGUGCCCAAACAAGCCAGGCUUCUCCACAUAUGAUGCCAGCCAACCCGCCCCUGUACAGCGUGCCACCUCCCCCACAGCCGUCAUCGCCAUACCUGGGGCCCGGGGCCUUCCCUCUCACCGACCUGCAGAGCUACGCAGGACACGCCCCCCGCCACACCCUGUCGCAGACGCUCAGCCAAUCGCAGAUGCUGCCCAGCAUUAGUGCCUCUCCCCCUUCCUCCUUCCAGAUCAGCCCACCACUUCACCCCCACCAGCAGCUCUCCCUGCACCAGAGCUCGCUCCUCAACCAGCCUAUCCGCAUGCAGCAGGUCCAGUCCCAACCAAUCAUCUCUCACCAGAUGGGGCUUCAGGCCUCUCUUCACUCCCCACCUCCAGGGCAGCAGGGUUUUUCUCACCUCCAGUCAGAGUACCAGAAGAGUAUUGGGGGCUCCCAGUCUCCAGGAGCCCCUGGCCCUGGUCCAGGCCCUGGAGUGGCUCAGACCCAUGACUGGGACAGUGAAUACUGCAAUCGGGAGUGUGGCAACCACUGCAGUGGCAGCAUGAUAGGCAGGGACAAGCCACUCUACCUCACCUAAAACUGAAGAUCAUACUCUGUCGACAAAUACGACACCGAGGAGUCUACUCUCAUCCCCUUCAUUUCCCUUCACACACCCUGCUCUUUCAACCCCGUCGUCUUCUGAUGCACACACUCACAUGCAGUGCACACUUAACAUACAAUUGCAUACAUAAACAUACAAACACACACACACAUUCCGCCUCCCAAACACCACCACCACCACCACCUUUUUUUUGUCAAUGUAAUUUUUUUUUUUCUUUUCUCAGUUUCUAGAAUUUGUGACCAGAGUUUUUUGACUAGAUGACUACUGUCUGUACCACUUAAUGUAUUAGCAGUCCUCUUGCUGUUUGAAUUUGCCAAGCACUUAUAAAGCCUCCCUCCCCUCCUCCUGAGUUGUGUGUCUAUGGCCUCUGUGAUACAGAGCCGGGCUGUGGAGCACUGCUCUUAUGUGUCACCAUUAAAGUCCCCUCAGGGACCCCAUCCAGCUUUAAUUAGAAUGAGAAGAGAAAAAAAUACUCUUCCUCUUCUUAACUCACUUUAUUUUUGUGUUCCCCCCCUUUUUUUUGUUUGUUGUUUUAUUUAUUUCUGGCUUGCAAAAAUUGUUCCUCUUUUUUUUUUUUUUUUUUUUUUUUUCUUUGCCAAUAAGCGAUGGGCCCUGUACUGUAGAGAAAUAUUAACUUCUAGUAGGUUCUACACAGGCCUUGAUGUUAUGGUAGCUUUGCUUAAGGGCCUGCAAAUUAAUACAAAAAGCUUGGGUGGGGAAGAGAAACAAAACAAAAAAGAAUCUUUUUUUAAUAUUAAAGACCUGUUGAGGUCUACUGAGCUGUCACAGUGUGAUUGUAAAUAUCACUUUUAUGGGAUCAAAUUGGGAAUUGGAAGUCCAGAUAGAUUUGUUUCUUCUUUAAUAUUACAUGUAAGUCAUUGUGUGUGCGUGUGUGUGUGUGCGCGCGUGUGUGUGUGUGUCUGGACGAUAGAAUGUACCGCAUUCAUGAUGUGUGCAGUUGAGUAUGUAUGUGUGUAUGUGCACGGACACAUACUUGUGUGCAAGGGUGUCUCGGUGUUCGAGUGUCGAGUCUUUCUCGUGAAUUUUAACAGCCUUGUGCAGCUGGAUUUCAGAGGAGUAUUUCACACUCUCGUUCUUGCAUUAAAUCUGUGCUCACUGGUGUGUUUUUUUCCAAUAAAGUUCAAUCUAAAACUGAAUACACAAUAUGUGUCCUGCAGAUCAUUAAAUGGAAAGAGCCAGGUGAGAGAUAGAGAGCAAAGAGAUAGAAAAAGAGAAAGAAACGCUGUGAGAUAAAAUGAGAUGUAAUGUUGCAGGUGGGAAAAAAUAAAAAUAAAAAAAAGAUAUUGCCUCAAAA